Coccinella septempunctata (seven-spotted ladybird) is the source of this 895-nucleotide messenger RNA. It is a transcript of the gene Tmem18, whose product is annotated as transmembrane protein 18. Lineage: Eukaryota; Metazoa; Arthropoda; Insecta; Coleoptera; Coccinellidae. The transcript has 4 exons. The record is from RefSeq and is a predicted model, not a curated record. The coding region runs from base 120 to 578 and encodes 152 amino acids. Gene Ontology annotation, cellular component: nuclear membrane.
CCAAAGCAUAAACAAAUUAUCACUCGCUCGUCAAGUCGUUGUCAAAUGUAGUGUAGAUUAAACGUAUCCAGUGAAUUACUACAUUUUAUGGUGAAGGUCGGUGUUGAAUUCAUCACAAAAUGAAAGACGCCGAUUUUGCUGAAUUCUUACAGUCGAAUCAAAUCGAUGGCUUGCUUAGCUUCUUGUACAGUAUCGAAUGGAGAGACCCUUGGAUAAUAGGUUUAGUAUUUUUCCAUUUAACGAUAUUUCUCACAGCAAUCCGUACGAGACGGCACGGGACGUUCCAAGCUCUUCUGUUUUUCGUUCUAUUGUUAUUAGUUUAUUUCUCUGAAAGUAUCAACAAAUUGGCCUCUACGAAUUGGAGGAUUUUUUCCAGGCAACAGUAUUUUGACAGUAAUGGCCUGUUUAUAUCAAUAGUUUUUUCGAUGCCUAUCCUCCUCAAUUGUAUGAUGAUGGUGGGAACAUGGCUUUACCACUCUACGGAACUUAUGACGUCACUUAAAGUAGCACAGAUGAAGGAUAGACUGAAGAAGCAGCAGCUGGAAGAGCAGCAUCGAGAGAAAUUGAAAAGUAAAUGAUCUGCAGUGCAAUCGCGAUAUCCAAUUAAUUUUUUUAUUUCCAUUUCAUGACAUAGUGUGUUUUUGUUAUCGUCCUGCUUUUAGAAUUUUCAUUUACCAACACUGUUAUUUCCAGUUUUGAUGUGUACGAAGCUUAUUUCAGCUUUCUAGUCAGUAUGCAAUUGGAGAUUUUUUACGAAUAUUAGAUUAUACACGAAUAUUAUAUUUGAUGAGACUGAGAAAUUGUUGGUGAUUUGUGAGAAUAUGAUGAUGUCAUUCUGUACAUAUAUACUUUGAAAGAGAUGAGUGCCUACAGGAGAAUUAAAGAUUUUUGUCGA